Molecule: messenger RNA, 1868 nt
Organism: Daldinia decipiens
Lineage: Eukaryota; Fungi; Ascomycota; Sordariomycetes; Xylariales; Hypoxylaceae
Product: Rad1-domain-containing protein
Exons: 4
Coding region: 670-1638 (322 amino acids)
Biological process (GO): DNA repair; DNA damage checkpoint signaling
Cellular component (GO): nucleus; checkpoint clamp complex
Source: RefSeq, a predicted model, not a curated record
UAAAUCUAAAUCUAAAUCUAAAUCUAAAUCUAAAUCUGAAUCUAAAUCCAAAUCACACAUCUUAUACUUAUAAACUUCUACUAAGGCAUAACGUCGUGAAGUAGUUAGCAUCAUUUUCAUUUCUCUGUUGUUUUCUACUUGGAAGUAUUACCAACCAAUUCAGCCCGCAACACCCGAUUUCGUGAAGAAAAUUAUUGCAGGGCCUCGUCGUCACUCUUCAUGGAUUCUUCACUGCAUGAGAUCUGGCAAACUGCUCCAGGCAGUCCAUUUCUUCCUACAGUUGGAAAAGGUAGUCAGUUUCUAGUAGGAUUUGUCCUACUCCUCCUCGGUCUUACUCUGACUGGCGCAUUCGCAUUGAACCGAUCUCUCGUCAACCUCCCCCUCUACGGACUCCCAGCCUCGCUGGCUGUUGCAUUUGGCACGGUGUACAUGUUCUGUGCGGUUGGAGUUUACGUCUAGAAGAUACCCCGAGAAGGGCAUCGCAGGCCCAGGAGAGCGCCGGUCUGUACCAUAGAUGAAUUGAGGUUUACGAAAGUAUUCUUUGGGCUACAAACACCUUAUAUGAACGUGAUCGGCAACUAUUGCAACUAUUGCUGCUAGCGAAGUUGUUACUAUCUUCUAAGAUAAUAUCGAAAAAGUCUCGACUUAAGGAAAACCAUAUCCUCCAAUAUGGCCUCGUCCGUUGGAUCUGCUCCUCCGCAACUACCCCUAUUUCGAGCAGUGGCCAGUUCCACGAGGCAAAUAUAUCAACUGUUAAAAUGCAUCAGCUUCACAGCCAAGGUACAGGUGGAAAUAACUCAGGAGGGCAUCCGCUUUGCCGCAGACCAUUCGCACGUGAUGCAAGGCGUAGCGUUUUUAGAUAAAGCUCUCUUUACGUCUUAUACCUUGAACUUGCCAGAUGAAGGAAGCGAUCCACCAAAAUUUCAAAUGAAUUUAGUCGCUUUGCUGGAAGCCUUACAGAUCUUCGGGGCUACGGACGUAGCAGCCCGAGCGGCCAAAGCGGAAUCGGAAGCUUAUCGUAGCAACCUACGUAACUACCGGCCAGACGCCUUUAAUCACCAGACACUAGGUAUGCCGGGAACAUGUUGUAUCAUGUACGAAGAAGACGGAUCUCCGCUAAGCAUCAUCCUGGAGGAAACUGGAGUCAAGACUCAGUGUAAUAUGGUCACCUACACCCCUGAAUCACAUGAUAAUAUCCCUUUCGAUCGGGAGGAUAUAGCCUUCAAGAUUAUCAUGCAAGCUCGAUGGCUCCUCGAUGCUCUUUCUGAGUUAGCUCCAAUGGCUCCAAUGCGUAUCGCCAUUGCUGCUUCACCAAAUGCCCCCUAUCUAAGCCUGUCAAGCAGCGGGGCCCUUGGCAGUGCCAGCGUUGAGUUCUCAAGCGGCCGUGACCUUCUCGAGACCUUUUCCGUGCAUGGCCGUUGGGUACAAAGUUUCAAAUUCGACUUUGUCAAGUCGGCAAGCGAGGCUAUGCGCAUAGCGAACAAGGUCAGUUUCCGCGGGGAUGGUCAAGGCGUUCUCAGCUUGCAGUUUAUGGUCGAGGUUGAAGGCGGUUCGGUCAGCUUCCUUGACUUCCGGUUCGUUCCUUAUGUUACGCAAGAAGACGAGGAAACCGGGAGCGAGGAGGAAGACAAUCAAUAACCCGCUCUCGUCUAGCGAGACGCCCGCCGAGCUUAUAUAUGCGGUUUCCGAUGUUAUGGUUGCUUGUUAGUCAGUAGUCUAAACUAUCCGGCUGCUUUCAAGUUUCAUAUCUGUCUCUCUAAUACAACUAGAUUGCCAUUUAAACGAAACCAGCGAAUACAGUAUCCGUAAUUUGGACUUGCUUAGUUCACAGCUAAAAUUGACCAUUCAUUUCGGCAUCGUUUCCUCCA